Molecule: messenger RNA, 911 nt
Organism: Mercurialis annua (annual mercury)
Lineage: Eukaryota; Viridiplantae; Streptophyta; Magnoliopsida; Malpighiales; Euphorbiaceae
Product: protein NTM1-like 9
Exons: 3
Coding region: 54-722 (222 amino acids)
Biological process (GO): regulation of DNA-templated transcription
Molecular function (GO): DNA binding
Source: RefSeq, a predicted model, not a curated record
CGUCUCUUACAACAAGCUCAUUCAUUCUCAUAUUCAAACCAAGCAAGUGAAAUAUGGAUUCUGGAACUGGUUACAGAUUCCACCCAUCGGAUUUCGAACUGGUGGAUCAUUACUUAAGGCAUAAGAUGCUGGGCAAUGAUGAUGAAGUCUGGCAAAUUCCUGAAAUUCAAGUCCUGAAUUUUGAGCCUUGGGAACUACCUCAGCAUUCGAUAUUGUUAAGCAACUCGAACGAUCAAGUGUGGUAUUUCUUUUGCACUCCAAAUUAUAAGUAUUCCAAUAGCAAGCGCGUCGACAGAACAACCAAUGCUGGAUAUUGGAAAGUUACCGGCAAAGACCGAAAAAUCGAAGAUAAUAUUGGAAUUAAAAAGACUCUGGUUUUCCAUCAUGGUCGUCCUAAAGGGGUUAAAACAAAUUGGAUUAUGCAUGAAUGCACUUUCACUUUCGACUUUCAUAGUCAGAGGGAAUUUGUUAUUUGCAAAAUAAAAAAAAGGCCAGAUGAAGAAGAAGACGGAUCAAGUAGUACUAUGGUAGCCGCUUAUACUGAAAAUCAAACUUAUAAUUCAACAUUUCAACAAGAAGAUACUCCUUUAUUCGGAUCUGGUUCUCAAAAUUACGCAAAUGAGGAUGACACUCAGAUGGAAGCAAAUAUGCAAUCCUUUCAGGGCUACGACGAGAAAGAUUACAGGCUUGACUCUAUAUUUCAAUGGCGAAAUAACUAUUAAUCAAUGAAGAUAGUCAAUGUCAUAGGAAAUAUUAAUAGUACUGAACAAAUCAAACUUAAUUGUAUGCGUAUCUAUAAAUAGAUGUAAAUGAAUGUUGUUUUCUUAUCUGAAAUAAUAUAUAUAGUAUUGUCUGUCAAAUAUGGAACUGAAUUUGUUCCACAAGUUUUUAGUUCGUUUUAUAUCUUUUUA